Spirodela intermedia is the source of this 913-nucleotide messenger RNA. NCBI's taxonomy places the organism in Eukaryota, Viridiplantae, Streptophyta, Magnoliopsida, Alismatales, Araceae. The record is from the annotation of a GenBank genome assembly.
AUGGGUCAUCGAGUCAUCUUUGGUGGCUGUCACUUAGCGGAGCAGAAAAAUGGCGACUUUGCGGCUCUCCAAUAGUUGUCACUUGAUAGAAAGGAGUUGGAUGGAGGUGGGGCAUGUGUUAGGGAGCUUCAUCCUCAGGUCCGCGCAGAAAGAGGAGGCUCUUCAUCGCAUCUGGUACACUCUCAGGAGGUGGCGACUCGUCUCUUGGUGGAUCGUCCUCUUCCUAACGACGGCUUGUUCGUCAAUCAAUUGGAGAUGAUUUACUUGAUAGAUUCACGAUCUUUUUAUUGCGAAUCGUUCAGUAAUUUUAGUAGCAAUGUUUCGCGUAUCGUGUUGAUGAGAUUUUCGCCGAUGAUCUAGCAAUUCUCAUUGCUUAAUCCUUCACUGGUGAUCUGCAAGAAAGUCACAAUAAUCAAAUAAAAAUAUAUGACUUUUGACUCUAGGAGGAUUUGAACCCACACCAGUUGCUCCCCCUACCUCUUUUGAGGAAGGUGACGGGUUUAGUCCCACAUCGGUUGUGCGCCAAAUUUUUAAGCGAAUAUAUAGUAAUGUUACAUUUCUAAGCAAAGUCCCUUCUUCGCACAUGUACGACCACUCCUUGUCGCACAGCUGGCUGGCCACUAGUGACAUGGAAGGGGAGUGGCACACACGUGUCCCCAUUUGUUCAAGUCGCUUGAGCCUCUGCUCGCGGCUACUCCCCGACUACGCUUCUAACCCACUUGUAGGCCCGGCUGACCGGCAAGUCCCCCCAUUUUGCAAUAUUUUUAUUUUUAUUUUUUAUUUUUCAUUUAUCUCAAAAGUAAGACUAUAAAAAUCAUAUAAAAUCACAUAAUUACCCAAAAAUUAACGUUAAUCAAUUAAAAACCACUUUUCAUACUUUAAUAUAAAUAUAAGUCUAUUUAUCAUGAGUUAA